Spirometra erinaceieuropaei is the source of this 5137-nucleotide messenger RNA. Lineage: Eukaryota; Metazoa; Platyhelminthes; Cestoda; Diphyllobothriidea; Diphyllobothriidae. The record is from the annotation of a GenBank genome assembly.
AUGUUAUCUGAUAAUUCUAAGGGAGGCUCCCAUCUCCUCAGUUUCAAUAGUUCUAGCCUGGACGCCCAUACAUUCACCCCUCACAACGGACAUUGGACAUCGAAACCGUCCCACCGACCUUCUCCGCAGUUGGUCGAAUUCGAAACGUCAUUCAAAAGUGACUCCCUGGGCUCGUGCUGUAGGUCGCUCGGAGGUGAUUGUGUUUUUGAUAUUCUCUCCCAAAAUCAUCCUUCCAUGGAUGACUUCCGUUUUGUUUCCUCCCUACUUGUUGUUCAUUUUCUGCAAAAACUUAUGACUGUGCCACGAAAUUCAUGGAUACGUCAUCCACACACGUGUGUCGAGUCGUACGACCCAAUAUGCGUUGCUUAAGCCGCGUAUGUGCAUGCAGUUGCCAUAGUUGAAAAUGCUGCUGCAGGGUAUCCGACCUAGAUGGAACCGGUGAAACUUCUUUAGGUUGUUUGUACCACUCUAAAGGAUCAGGUUGUGGAAGGGCUCUCUUUUAAGUCGACGGGAGAUGAAUGCUUGGGUCGCCUUCUUUGAAUAAUGGUCUGUUUUUAUUAACUGUUACGUAGCAAUGACCUUAGAUCUGCCAGAUCGCUACAUUUGGGGGAACUGAACGCCACAAAUCGUGAUGCUAGGCAGGCGAACUUUAUUGUGGACCCUCGCACUAACCUCGUAAUUUAGGCUUCUGAAUCUCAGUUAAGCCUGGUGUUGACCUGAAGUACAUCUGCUGAUAUGUAAGGUAGCUUAGAGGUGUCCAGUAAGUCAAAGCAGUUUAUGCGGCCAUGACCGACCACUCCUUCUAUGAGUACGGUUGGUUUGUUUGACGGAAGACACGAACGUCAUGCAACACCUCUCUACUUGUCGUUUUUUGAUAUAAUAUUCACAUAUAACUCGGUCCUAGCUAUCGGCUGCUCAUAAAUAACUGCCCCCGGACUUGCGGAGGACUUCAGGACAAAAAAAGCAGCAGAACGUUUGAAUGCCAUGGGACCCGUUAGCAACUUACGCCCUUAGAGGUCCUCCUUAUUCAACUGGCUGCCGAAUUAUCUAACUGCUACGAAGUAUUGCAAGACAUGUAUUGUCACGCGUGAUGCGCUCAAAGUUGAAUAAGCCAAUGAUUUGCCGGAACUUUAUUGUUCAUAGAUCCAUGAGGCCGUUGCGUUGGCAAAUAAAGCUGGCGCCAGUGUCAUUACCUAAUUACUUGCCUGCAGUUUACGAUUGCUCAUGUGUUUGCGUAGAUUACGAACCCACGUCGAAGGGCGUUGGCUCUGACGUCUGUUCAACCUCGCACCUACAGUUGCGUAGGUCAGAAAAGAGAAAACACGAGUUAACGGAGUUUGCCAAUAAUAUGAAUGCUACAAGAAAACCGUGGAUCAUGGUCAGCCUGUAUGUCUGGCAGUUCGUCGACUGGUGUAGAGUUUCCCUGCUUUAUGGUCAUUGGGCUUUGUAAUCCAAAGCUUUAACCGCUUGACUACUCCCUUUUUAUAUGGGGAAAGAUGUUUCAAUAAACUGCUGUAUUGGGGUCGUUUUUAUUGCAUGCUGCAAUCUAGCAUAGUCCAUGAAAGUUCGAUGGUUUGCUGUCACUGUUUGUCAAAUGAACAGAAGUUGACGGUUACACGAGUUCACCGACGCAGUAUUCUCCGAUCAUAGGGUGUCAGUUUGUUUGCUUGUGAUGGCUAUAACUGGAGUUUCCUAUUAGCACAGUUAAAUUAAUCGGAUGUAAACGUAUCGUCGCACAUGUCCUCACAAGCUAUACUGACGCUCCUUACAGUAGCCGCUCCGACCUCUGCUGUAUUAGAUGGGAUUACCACCACCAGCAGCACAUAGUCAUCUUCUGGAACAUUUCGGAUUGCUAUACGCGAAAAUGCUUCCCAUUCACGACAGAAUUUUCUAGCUUAUGAGUCUUGGCUAAAUUUGCGCUCGUGACUAUCAAAGUAUCAGGCUAUAGGAAAGGGCUCUAUUAACCGUCGGUAUUUGUAAUCCAAAUACCAAAAGCGCAAAUGUGAUACUGGAUCGUUUACCUUGGUGUUGAGGGCGGUUUUCAGUACCAAUUUAUGGAAUCUUUGUUGUAGCUUAGAGAGAAGUCUGCGAAGUCAAGUAACCAAGUGAAAAUUAUUUACAAAUAUACAGCGGUCCUCAAAAGAUUUGCCCCAACGUCCUAGUUUCCGUCUAAUAAUUGCCGGUUAGAUCGUAUGAAUCCCCGAGGUUUAAGUCGGCCAGGCAGAUUUUCGUGGAACAUCUAGAAGCAGUAUAAGAAACGCGACAUGCAGUCGUCAGUAAUUCCUGUAUGCAGUCGUGUCUGGCAAUGCUUGUAGUCGGCAAUUAUGUGGCUCAUUACUUUCCGGCGCGUUAUCUGGCCUACUCAAGCCGUUCGUAAUGUCAUUGUCACCGUCUAGAGGUUCGGCUAGAUCCUGCAGUAAAAUCCUGUGCUUUUUCAAGGCAAUUCGCCGUUCAUGAGCCUCCAGUAGUCGGACAACCAGCUAUCAGUUCCGCACUCCAGACACUCUCCAAGUGUACUUUUGUGAAGCAGCCCUUUACGGCAAUAUGUGGCCGGAUAUAUUGUAGCUGGUUCUCAGUCACGAGAGGGACCGAGUGGCAUUGUCAUUUGACAAACCUCCAGUCCACGACUCAGCGUGUCGUUAUAGAUCCAAGCACGUCAGAGUAAUUAUAGUGAGGAGUGCGCUGCUGGGUUUCGAGGAAGGAUUCCCCAACGUCGGCCUGACUCUCUCGUCCAUGCACCAGUCGGCUGUCCAUGUCUGUCUGGCAAUGAACAAGUGAACUGGUGGUGGUGGCUAUCCACACGAAUUGGUUCCAGUUUCAUGUAGCAGGCUGCUUCCCAGCCAAUUGUGACGCGCAUGUUCCAUCAUGCGACAGUUUGUCAGCGCUGGCAUACUGGGUCGCAUGCUUGCGGCAGAAGUGAUGCAUGGCGUGUUGCAGAGGACUGUAACAGCCGUGUGUAGGUGCCUCAAUCACUGGCUCGCCGGUCUGGGACUAGAAGGUCCGAUCGUCAUGAGAACCGAUUGGAACUGAGUCGAUAUUGCUCAAAGAAGGGGUAGUGACAGGCAAAAUGGCAGGAAUGUCCCCAAGACGAGGCAUAAAGAGCAUGAUACAGGGCAAAUCUAAACACAAGAUAGCAGUAAUGAGAUCUCGCAGUUUACAGCCGGGAGGCGUAUCUCAUGAAACCUUAACCAAAAAGCUGUCAUAUAGUGUCGGUUCAGUCACGCCAGGAUGCCGGCUCUGGAAUGCACACCUCAGAUGCCUGAGGAAAUGACACUAACAAAAUUGCUUAAGUAAUACUGACUUUAGGUGCUCAUGUAGAUCUAGACAUGUCUUAUAGAAGACAUACAAGAUAUACUUCUUAUUCCCAUUUUGUAGCAGAUGUUACCGUUAAUUUUCCUUUUGUACGGAGCGGUGUCUCGCUUUAAAAUACUGUAAUUAUGGAAUUUGGCAAGACCGUCAAAUGUCUGCUCAAGUACCGUCUCGUCUGCCUAUUUACUAAUGCUCCUUAUGAAGUGUGCAACACGGCCCAUAUUCAUUGCGGAAUUUUAUGAGUUUUGCAUUGUAACUUCUUAGUAUCAUAACAGAGCGUGACAUUUAUCAGAUAAACACUGUACAGUUUGUGGUUCGGAAGUCCUAACGCAAGUAGAGCGGCAGGUUAGAUUCAAAAGGGUUUUAAAACUGGAGGAUGUCCUUUCCCCGGUGAAAAAAAACGAGGGCGCAAUUUAUUGCAAAAUGGAUGCUUUUGUGCAUGCUUUCUGUAGAAUGUAUUCGGAUAUAUACAGGCGUUAAAGAUCAACAAGAAAAACUUUCUAUUCGAGUAGUCAUAUUAGCGGGUGUGAUUUUUGCAAAUGGCUGUCAAGAAUGUACGUUUAAAGGCCAACAUCAUGACGCGACCAAAAUAUUCUGGGCGUAUGCUGUGUAAUACUCAUUACAAUGAUCUUACCUAACCGAAAUUACAUUUAAGAAUUUCGGCUGUUUUUUGGGAUAUGCCACUUACUGUAAUGAGCGCUCCCUGUGACCUCACAUUGCUCCAUUGUUUUGUCUACCACUGUCGCGUUUUCGUUGUGAGUAAUCCAGUCGGCGGAUCCGCAGUUUUUUUCACGAGGUUGUUUCUCCUAGCGAUUUGACUCUUUUAAGCUUACCCGUAAGUGAGCAGUGAUAAAAAGGACUUAUCUAACGGCCGUUCAUGGUCUCAACGCCACAGGGCUAUCUGUGUGCCUUACCCUAGCCCUUUGUGGCCAGGUGACGUUGCUUCUGCUUGCCCAUGACAGACUACAAGAGUGAUUUCAAAUGACCUCAUGAAUGACUAAACCAAUUUGCUUAAUCUCGGCCCACUUUUGCCUCUUUGUUGUUCUUUAGGAAACUGAAAAAAACUUUAUAUAGGCAAGUCUGAUAACUCCAGCAUAGCAUUAUUCAACAUUGGGCGUUUGAUGCGAUGUCCAGGCAGUCUUGCUCGACUGGAUCUCUGGGAGCAAAUCAGGAGUGGUAUUGUUGUACUGAAUCCUGCGAACUACAGCAUGGAUAGCCCCUUAAGUCAAUAUUGCUUUUUAGAUGUCUUGGCUGGGCAGACCAUUUACUGGAGAUGCCGGUAGAGCGCCGCCACUUUGCAUUCUACAAGGGGAAGUCAGCGCAGGCUGAAAGCUGUCACAUUGCCUGAGGAUAAGGGGUUCAAGACAACAGUUUCCGCAAUGUUUUAAGUGUGCAAGUGAACGGUCGAGUUCUCAGGGCUUGAGUUUCUAACUGGCAGAGAACUUUUGAAUGCUUCACCGUGCGCGCGUUAGUGGGGUUUCGGGAGUAGGCUCAGUUCCACAAACAAUUGAGCCCAUAAUUCCACCGAAUAUUUUCUUCCUUACCCGUGUUUUUUCGUCAUUCACAUGUUUCCUCCUCUAGUGCCAGACGCAUGCACUCGAAUGUUCUUAGUUCUGUUGUUCCACGGCUUGUUUGCGACUUUAUUUCAAAUUCAAACGGCACCAAGGGGAUGACUCACAAAAAUCGUUUUUGCGUCAGAUGGGACUACCGGUAGAUUUUCAGUUAUCUGUGCUUGGCUGUGCAUUUGAUAAAUUCGUGAAAAAAGCAGCCUGAACUGAGUCUUAUUUUUUCCUUUUCCGUUUUAGCGUUAAUUAACAAUGUCUGCUAG